CCUCCCUCUCUCUCAUUCCAGGGCUCUGACUGGACUCUGUCGGAGUUGGACGCUCUGUUGCUGAUCGGUACGGUGGGUCACACCUUGAGUUUGGGUUCCAGCAGCUUCAUAGAGGAGGAGCACCAGACCUGGUACUUCCUGCUCAACACGCUGUGCCUGGCCAUCUUCCAGGACGUCUGCAGGAAGUACUUCAGGGAACAGAGGCAUCGAGGUGAGGAACGGGACGAGGGGCCUUUGCUUCCCUCCAGCACGGAAGAAGGACCAUCAUUCUCCCCGGCGGUGGAGCUGGGAAUGAGUUCGGGCUCAGAGAAGUGGCUGGCGCUGGCGACCCCACUGCUGACCUUGACCUGCUGCCGCCUGCUGAGGUCACUGAAUCAGACCGGGGUGCAGUGGGCGCACCUGCCCGACUUUGGACACUGGCUCAACAGUGGGGAUCAUAAGGCGUUCCUCUCUGUGUUGGCGGCGGUGUCUCUGGUUCUGAUCUUUCUCCUGGUUCAGCGUCACUGCUCGCUGGUGUCUAAGAUCGCUCUGGCCCUCGGCCUGCUGGGAGUUUACAGCUAUCGCGCCGCCGUCGGAAACGUCCUGUUCCCAUGGCAACGCAGCAGCCGUGCCGUCUCCAAGGGAACCGUCGAGGCGCAAUUCGUUUACGUUUUCGUCCUCGGUAUCUUAUUCACCGGCGUGAAGGACCGGUUGCGCUCGCAGGUGAUGUCGUCAGCGGUGGACAGCAGGCGGCUGAAGAGCAGAGGACUGUGGGAAGUGUACAGCGGCGUGGUGUUAUUGGUGGCUCUGUUGUUCAGAGCUCAUAAUUUGCCCACGCUGGCCUGCUGUCUGCUCAUCCAGACAAUCAUGGCUCAGUUCAUCUGGAAGAAGCUCCACUACGAUGCCGCCCAGACCACCAUCAUGCACUACUGGUUCGGCCAGGCUUUCUUCUACUUUCAGGGAAACUCUAAUAACAUCGGGACCGUGGACAUCUCUGUGGGUUUUGUGGGUCUGGAUAGUUACGUAGAAGCGCCUGCCAUUUUCCUGACGGCGCUGAGCACCUACGCAGGACCGCUGCUCUGGGCCUGUCAUCUGCUGUGUUUCCUCAGCUCACAGAGAGACAGGGCUGGAAUGGGUCUCGGUCAUGGCAGCUACUGCUUUGCACUCCUGCGGUCCAUCCCGGCUGUGUUUUACGUGGUCCUGGUCACCUCGCUCCGAUACCACCUUUUCAUCUGGAGCGUGUUUUCUCCGAAACUCUUGUACGAGGCCAUGCACACACUCAUCACCGCCGCUGUGUGUCUUUUUUUUACCUUUAUGGAUCAGGAACGCUCGGCCAGACCGUGAACACAGAGCCAGAACCAGAACCAAAGCCAAACUCAGGUAAAGAACAAACGGUGCAGUUGAGUUUUGUGCACCAAAAGGAGAAAUAAAUUGAGAGAAAAAGCAAUGGGAGAAGGUUUUAGGUUAUUCUACUAGUGUGAAUGAGGUCAACGUUGAGAAUUCAGAGCUUACAUGGAGAUUUGGCUCACUCUAUUGACUUUCACUCAUUUGUGUGUAUGCGAUUUAAAUUAUUUUUGUAUUAUUUUGGGAGGUCAUUGUUAGUGCAGAUAACAUAUGGCCAGACUUGUGUGCAUACAUAUGAUAAUCCCUCUCAUUCUCUAUGCAGUUUUCUUUCUAAAGCUUUACAGAUAAUGGAGAGUAUAAUUCUUUUUGUAUCUUUCAAUUUCCGUUCCUGACCGUUGCUUCACCUCUAGAAUAAUAUGAGAUAAGUUACAUCAUUAAUAACUCUCCCCUCACUGAGAUCACAGCAGAUGUGCGCUCCUGAUGCUCUUGAAAGCUUUAAGGGAUCUUAAAAGUCUUUUAAAUCAUAUCUAAACACAGCUACCUGUGACGUUUUUGUUUAAUCAGCCUGUUGGAAAUGUGAAUUGUAAGCUGAUUAAUGUUAGUAAGUGUUUUUUCUUUAUCUCAGCGCUAAGAUCUGGUUAAUAAUAAAAUAAACCCUUUUCUGAUUGAGAG
Molecule: messenger RNA, 1995 nt
Organism: Carassius auratus (goldfish)
Lineage: Eukaryota; Metazoa; Chordata; Actinopteri; Cypriniformes; Cyprinidae
Product: GPI ethanolamine phosphate transferase 2-like
Exons: 5
Biological process (GO): GPI anchor biosynthetic process
Cellular component (GO): endoplasmic reticulum membrane
Source: RefSeq, a predicted model, not a curated record